Messenger RNA from Drepanopeziza brunnea f. sp. 'multigermtubi' MB_m1, 753 nucleotides. The record is from RefSeq and is a predicted model, not a curated record. NCBI's taxonomy places the organism in Eukaryota, Fungi, Ascomycota, Leotiomycetes, Helotiales, Drepanopezizaceae.
AUGUCAUAUCGCGGCCGAGGCCGUUUAAAAAAUCCUUUCUCUGCUUUAGCUAUUGCUGCUGUUAUAAUUGCGGCGGCUGCGGCGGCUAUACUACGCACUCUUAUCCUCGAAGCUUCGCUUCUUCCUUUAGACCCUUUUACUAAGCGCUUGCUUAUGCUAACGACCGUUAAGGCCUUAAAGUGCAUUAAAUGCAUUAAUAAUAAGAUCAUAUCGAGGUCUAAUAAAGACUGUUAUAAUUGCGACACGAGCGUUAUACGCUAUUUCCGGUAUGUUAAAAGUAGCUAUAGCAACUGUACCGCUGCUUUUGCCGCUGCUAAUACCGCUUUCGAUAACUUCCUCGCUUUAAAUGCUGCCUUUUUAAAAAGUGCUGCUAGUAGUCCGAGCGGUCUAGCGAAUAAAAGUAAAGGUUUUAAAAGUAGUCCCGGUGGCCUUGCAAGUUUUGCUCUUGCUCUUAAGACUUUUAAUUUGAAUGUAGCUUUUAUUAAAUUGAAUAGUCUUGUAGUAGCAAACCGUAGUCCGGUGACGCGGAGCGCCUCGAGCAUAUCAUCCUUUCCUCUUGCGCUUGCCGCCCUUGUUGCUCCCGUCGCCUUCGCUGCUCUCGUCGCCUUCGUCGCACUUAUUGUCGUCGCUCUCUUUGCGCUAGUCGUUGCGCUUGCCGCUCCCGCGGCGGCGCCCGCCGUUGCUAUGACUCUUGCGGAGCGCCGAGCUAAAGUAAAAAGAUUGCUAAGAGCUUUAGUCGAUCUUUUAUUAUAA